Rubroshorea leprosula is the source of this 671-nucleotide messenger RNA. NCBI's taxonomy places the organism in Eukaryota, Viridiplantae, Streptophyta, Magnoliopsida, Malvales, Dipterocarpaceae. The record is from the annotation of a GenBank genome assembly.
CCCUUCAAGGGAAUCAUCUCUUCUUGCCUAUUCAUAUCACUUCAAAGUUCACCCUAAUGUCAAAAAUGGCCUUCCCAUCUGUGCUCUCUCCUGUCUUUUCUUCCUCAUGCUGUUGGUCUCCGUUGAUGGUCAAGAGGAUAAUAUUUUCCAUGGAACCAAACAUCCGUUCUUCUUGUUUCCUUGAUUCUAGGAGAGAAGGCAGCCUCUCUAUCUCCUACUGCAAGCACAGAAUGAACCAGACAGUUGGAUUCUAAUGGUGCUAUCCUCACUGAGCUUACCUCUAUUUUUUUUCGUUUCUUUUCUUUUCUUUUCGUUUUUUCAUUUGAUUUUCACUUCAACUUUUUCUUGACCUUGCAAGACUUUUGAAGUUUUAUUUAGUAAUUUUAAUAGUAUUUUGUUUAAUUUUUGCUUAUAUUUUUCAUGUUUCUCUUGAUCAAUCCUCCCACCUUCUCAUUUCUUUUCUAUUCCUCCUGAGCUUUUACUUGCAGUAAGCAGAAACCUUCUGCCGUAGCAGUCCUCCAUGGCUUGCACUUUGUACCUAGUAUAUAUAUAUCAGCCACUUUGUACCUGGUAUAUAUUUCAAUUCCUAUAUCUGUACUCAAUAUUGUAACUUCUGUUAUGUUAUAUAGAUAUGAAGGCUUCUUUCAUGAGUAUAAAUGAAUAUAUAUUAU